CUGCCGCGGGCGAUGGACAGCUCCUCCCGGGAUACCACGUGCUGGGGAGUGAGGGCUCCGUGCCAGCACACAGGAGCACCCCAGAGCUGAAGAGGGUAGUGGGGGUGUUGGCAUCUCAGGAUUAUCACGUUCUGGCAGCCCAGAGGAAAGAUGACCCAAGCCCUUUGAACCUUUGCCAUAGCAUCCCUGUUGGGCAGGGAGAGCCGAAGGACACGCUGAGGAACACCACGGACAGGGCUGGGAGCAGCCAGUGCCGCAGCCCCGGUGGGAUGUCCCCCGAGGAGCCUGUUGGGCAGAGACAGCUAACCAAAGGAAUGGUGGUAGCCAACGGCAAGCCAGUUCUUGUUCCCGUUGGAUCUGAGCCCCUCAGGUCUUCCCCUGCAGAGCCCCUGGUGCAGCAGAGCCCGGAGGCACAGGCCCAAGGAGCCGUUCUGGACAAAGACCCGUCCCUGGCGCAGCCACCCAGCUCCUCACACCUGCCCUCCCACUUCAUGAGAGGAGCCAUCAUCCAGCUGGCCACGGGCGAGCUGAAGCGCGUGGAGGACCUGCAGACGCAGGACUUUGUUCGCAGUGCGGAGGUGAGUGGGGGCCUGAAGAUCGACUCCAGCACCGUGGUGGAUGUUCAGGAGAGUCAGUGGCCUGGGCUUGUCACGCUGCAUUUUGUGGUUGGGGAGCAGCAAAGUAAAGUGAGCAUUGAUGUGCCCCCGGAGCAUCCCUUCUUUGUGUAUGGCCAGGGCUGGUCCUCCUGCAGCCCGGGGCGGACUGCCCAGCUCUUUGCUUUGCCCUGCCAUAGGCUGCAGGUGGGGGAUGUCUGCAUCUCAAUCAGUUUACAGAGCAUGAACGGCAACUCUGCCUCUCAGGCCAACUCCCCUCUCACGGAUCAGCUGGUAUCUGCUAGGGAGAGGUCUGAACGAACAGCUCAGGGGCCCAGAGAGCCACCUGACAGAGCUGCCGAGAAGAAGAGCCACACAGACAGGGACAGCGCGGCCCAGAGCUCUCGUGCAGAGCCCUCUCAGGCUGAGGCUGGCAGUCAGCACAGCUGGGCAGCCCCAGGCUUCCAAAGAUACAGCGUGCAGGCAGAGGAGCCCCGACCCUCCCUGCUCCGUCCCUCGUUCAUCCCCCAGGAGGUGAAGCUGUCUAUCGAAGGGCGCUCGAACGCAGGGAAGUGA
Messenger RNA from Acanthisitta chloris (rifleman), 1169 nucleotides. It is a transcript of the gene ATXN1L, whose product is annotated as ataxin 1-like. Gene Ontology annotation, biological process: regulation of DNA-templated transcription; anatomical structure development. The record is from RefSeq and is a predicted model, not a curated record. Lineage: Eukaryota; Metazoa; Chordata; Aves; Passeriformes; Acanthisittidae. Gene Ontology annotation, cellular component: nucleus. Gene Ontology annotation, molecular function: protein binding; RNA binding.